Messenger RNA from Petromyzon marinus (sea lamprey), 2725 nucleotides. RefSeq lists its product as uncharacterized. Gene Ontology annotation, cellular component: AMPA glutamate receptor complex; dendritic spine membrane; postsynaptic membrane. The record is from RefSeq and is a predicted model, not a curated record. Lineage: Eukaryota; Metazoa; Chordata; Hyperoartia; Petromyzontiformes; Petromyzontidae. Gene Ontology annotation, biological process: regulation of AMPA receptor activity; regulation of short-term neuronal synaptic plasticity.
AGGGUCGGGAUCGAACCCACGACCUCCUGUAUACCAGGCGAGGUAGUUAACAUCUCCUAGCCACCGUGACGCCCCCUUGCAUUAUCCGUGUGUGUAUUCGUGCUGUUGGUCAUGGAUUACAGCUCUCACGAACCAAAUCAUUCAGGGUACGUCUGUAGCUGUGUUCAGUGGCGCAUUCAUCGAGCGUGUAGGCAGUGCAACUGCACCAUGACCCAUGCCAACCACGCGAUACGGCACCGACUGGGUGAAUGAGGGUGGUACACGUGUUGGAAGUGCGUUGGGCGACUGUCUGACCUUUCGAUUGGAGGGAAGGGCAUUGCCUGCCCUGCGGGGGGCAUUGACAGGGUGCGUUGGUGUCACAGACUGUGGAUCACGCAGCGAGAGUGGGAUGUCUAUCUCUCUAUAUAACAAAUCUGGUGUCGUUCAUCAGAAGAUUCGUGUGGAGCUGUGAGCCCGGUCCAUUUUGGAUCCGGACCUCAAAUCGAACCCUCACUCAUCUACAUGUCACCCUCCUCCUCCUCCUCUAAACAAGGUGCUGCUCAGUCUUCCCAUCCAGUGAUCGCGUCCUGGUGGUGGUAGCGUCUGCAACGACACAGACGACGGUGUCGGUGUUGAAAAUGAUGAUGGUGGCGGUGAUAGCCACGACGAUGAUGACGACGACCACCAUCAUCCUGAGUCUGGGCGACCUCCAGAUCAGCUCGGCCGCCUCUCCUGCAUCUCGCCGAACCUCAAACAGCAGCAGCAGAAGCAAGGCCAUCGAUCCGAUCGGCACACUGCACGAAGUCUCACCACCAAUACCAGCGGCAGACGAGCACGGCAGGGAUAAACAUGGCCCAGGGAUGGAGGAGACACGCGCCGAGGAGGAGGAGGCAGAGGCGGUGCCGGCGAUCAUCAAGGAGCCGGUUGAGACCUGCAGGGGCUACUACGACGUGAUGGGCCAGUGGGACGCACCGUUCGACUGCCUGACCAAGCCCUACACGCACUGCUGCGGCACCUGCGGCUUUCGCUUCUGCUGCCAGUUCCUGCGCGAGAAGCUGAACCAGCGGUCGUGCAACAAUUACGACUCACCGGGCUGGGCUGACGUGGAGCAGCACCUGGGCGCCGGCGGCGCUGCGGGCUCCGUCACGCACGACAAACGCCACCCGCAGCACGAACGCGCAGCGCCACACGCUGCCGUGAUCGCCGCGUGCGGGGUGGGCGCCCUGCUCGUAGUGGGGGCGGUGUUCGCGGGGAUCGGGCUGCGCAAGUUGGCGGCGGAACGGGAGAUCGGCCGAGCGAGCAGGCUCUCGGAGAUAGUACAGCAGGAAGGACAGCUGGGGAUGCAGAUCCUGCAAUGUGCAGGGACUGAAGAAGAAAAAGCAGCAGCAGCAGCAACAACAACAACCACCUCUGCGGAGUUUCCAUGUGAAACAUCGACGCUGGGUGCCGCUGUGUAUGGAGGAGCGGCGUUCUUUGUGCAGAACGCAUUGGCCGGGCAGCACAGCCCCCACCACCCACCCACGGCCAUGCCCACAAUGCCCCCAAUGCCCCCCUUGUCCGUGCCCACCAUAGAGACCCUGCACGCCUCCCCCAAGCGACGCAGGCACAGCGUGUCCUCCAUAAACUCGCUCGACGACGAUGAUGACUUCAGGUGUCGCCAUCAGGGCCGCUGCUCAGGGCGAGUAGCAGGAAGGCCCCCCGUGAUCCAGGGCCUCCCGCGGGCCCCCUACCCCCGUCGCCACCAGCAAGCGGGACGCGGGACCCCUUGCAAACUCCGAAUGACCAAGAUGUAUCCGGACCCCGAGGGGUUUCGGUGGCAGGAUCCCUCGGCUGGCGCCCAGCCCCCGCAAGACACACGUUGGCAGGGUCGUAGGUCUACAACCGUGGACCACAGCACUCAGCAGCUGAACCCCGGGCCGACCCGCGCGUAUCACUCCACCUACUCAAAGCGAGAGGUCGUCGUGUAGAACAGGGGCUCCUCCAACUUUAAAACGUUGUUGUAGUUCCCACCCCCCCCCCCCCCCCCCGAAUUGGUAUCCCGUUUGUUGCUAUCGCCGUCGCGCCAUCAAACGAGGAACCCAUUGGCAUCUCUCGAAGAGGUGUUGCGCAACCGGUUGAGUCGGAGGCUGGUCCGCUGAAGUGGAUACCACAGAGCUACCUCUGAGAUCCCUUCUUCAGGUGUCCCCCGAUUCACACAGCAGAGGGCAGCAAUCUGCCAAGUUUUAAACACAUCCCAUUAAUUCAGUUACCCGAACUGAACCUCAAAUUUUUGGUUUUACCUUUUGAUGCCGCGUUAUUUGGGUUACUCAAACAAGCGACAGGGUUUCGUUUUUGUUUAGCUUGCCACUUGUUCUUUUUUGCUGCACAAUGAGAUAUGUUUUCAGUGUGGUGUAUUUUUUUAUUAGACUCGGAUGACGUUUCGAGCAUUGGCCCUUCUUCAUAGAAAAUCGACCAGAGAGAGAUGGAAUGAAUGAUACGAGAUGGAGACUGCACUUUAUUGUUUUUGUAUUGCUUUGUGACAGUUCUCUGCUAAACUGGCCCCACAGUGUCCGGGUGUUCAUUGCCUCCUGUGAUCCCAGAAAAACCAACAGCGAUUGUUAAACAAGCCACGUCCCUGCUGGUGAGACGUGGAGAAGUUGAAACCUAAUAAUAGGGUUUUUCCCCUUUUUUCUGGCAACAAAACUGAAACCUUUUCACAAGGAUUCAUGUCUGCAUUAACCACAAUACCUGCAGUCAAAAUGCAAAC